GUUGGGCAGUUUUCAAGAUUCCACACUUUCGGCCCAAAGGGACAAAAAAGUUUCCUCUGCCAGAAUCAGUAACAGGCACCGCGAAAACACGAGGACGAGCAAUCCUUACCGAUUGAUCCAACAAAACUUUGAUAUUUCUAAGAGAGAAACCCGUCAAUGCUAGAAGAACCAGAAACCAUUUCUUAAUCGCAAUCCUGUUUUUUUUUUUUUUUUUUUUUUCCCGUUUCUCGAUUCACAUUCGUCCAUGGCGGAUCAUUUGGCCAGAGCAGAGGAUUUCGAUUCCAAAGCAGAAAAGAAGCUCAGUGGUUGGGGAUUGUUCGGCUCCAAGUACGAUGAUGCUGCAGAUCUCUUCGAUAAAGCCGCCAAUUCUUACAAGCUUUCGAAAUCAUGGGAUAAAGCAGGAUCAACGUAUAUAAAGUUAGCAAAUUGUCAUCUGAAGAUGGAAAGCAAACAUGAAGCAGCUCAAGCUUAUAUUGAUGCGGGCAAUUGCUAUAAGAAAACAUCUGUUAGAGAGGCCAUAUCUUGCAUAGAGCAGGCAGUGAAUUUGUUUUGUGACAUUGGAAGACUCAAUAUGGCUGCAAGAUAUUACAAGGAAAUUGCUGAAUUGUUCGAGUCCGAACAGGAUAUCGAGCAAGCAAUCGAUUACUUUGAAAAAGCUGCUGACCUUUUCCAAAAUGAAGAAGUGACAACUUCAGCAAAUCAAUGCAAGCAGAAAGUUGCACAAUUUGCUGCACAGUUGGAACAGUAUCAGAAAGCAAUCGAUAUCUACGAAGAGAUAGCGAAGUAUUCUCUGAAGAGUAACUUGCUCAAGUAUGGAGUGAAAGGGCAUCUUCUUAAUGCUGGAAUUUGCCAGCUUUGCAAAGGCGAUAUCGUUGCUAUUACCAGAGCAUUGGAUAACUAUCAGGACCUAGAUCCUACAUUUUCAGGGUCACGUGAAUAUAAGCUUUUAGCGGACAUUGCAUCUGCCAUUGAUGAGGAAGAUGUAGCAAAAUUUACUGAUGUUGUCAAGGAAUUUGAUAGCAUGACCACACUGGAUCCAUUGAAGACGACCCUUCUUUUAAGGGUGAAGGACAAGCUGAAAGCCAAAGAGCUGGAAGAGGACGAUCUUACCUAAAGAGGAUGAUUUGUUUUUUAGAUUCUUUCUAUGGCUGUGUGUGUGUGUGUGUGUGUGUGUGUUCUAUGUCCAGAUGUUUUGGCAAUCGACUGUCUAUUCAUUAUUGAAUGACUUGGUGUUUGGGUUUGGGUUUGGAUUUUGAUGAAUAAAGUCUCAUCCUCUAAGCUGUGAGCUUCUGAGUGUUAUUCUCAUUUUGGAAA
This is a messenger RNA of Cucurbita maxima (winter squash), 1314 nucleotides long. RefSeq names its product alpha-soluble NSF attachment protein 2-like. Gene Ontology annotation, cellular component: vacuolar membrane; SNARE complex. NCBI's taxonomy places the organism in Eukaryota, Viridiplantae, Streptophyta, Magnoliopsida, Cucurbitales, Cucurbitaceae. Bases 245 to 1114 code for a protein of 289 amino acids. The record is from RefSeq and is a predicted model, not a curated record. The transcript is spliced from 9 exons. Gene Ontology annotation, molecular function: soluble NSF attachment protein activity; syntaxin binding. Gene Ontology annotation, biological process: intracellular protein transport; SNARE complex disassembly.